Letharia columbiana is the source of this 1356-nucleotide messenger RNA. RefSeq lists its product as uncharacterized. The record is from RefSeq and is a predicted model, not a curated record. The transcript has a single exon. The coding region runs from base 1 to 1356 and encodes 451 amino acids. NCBI's taxonomy places the organism in Eukaryota, Fungi, Ascomycota, Lecanoromycetes, Lecanorales, Parmeliaceae.
AUGAUGGCCACCUUUGCACCGAUCUUGGUUGAGUUGAAUCCGGAUGCGCUGCAUGCAGGUCGCGCUAUCCUUGACCUUGUUAUACUGGCGAGAUAUCGUUCUCAUGAUGAUGAUACUAUCCGAUAUCUACUCGCGGCCCUGGCCCGGAUUGACCUGCUGAAAGAGGUUUUUCGAGCAUACAGACCUCUGGACAAAACGACGGGUAAAGGUCACUUUAACUUCCCAAAGUUUCAUAGCAUCAGUCACUUGCCCGAAAUGAUACAAUCAUUCGGCCCACCCGAUGGAUUGACCACUCAAACGGGGGAAAAGGCGCAUGUUGAAUUCUUCAAAAAGUAUUACGGACUAACGAAUAAGCAUGAUAACUAUAUUGAACAGAUCAUGCGUCACGAUGUCGCACAUCAGAAGAUGAUCACGAUGCGUGAUCUCGUCAAGUACCAAGAUACAAAAGUGUUGCCACCUGCAAUUGAGAGAUCACAGGAGGAAGAGAAGAAGACCGAGGCGGGAACUCCUUUAGAUCUUCAUGCCUGGGGUUGGCAGGCGGACGACGAGGAGCGUGAUAUCAUGAGGCAGAUCUAUCAUUGUGAUAGUCGUUAUUGGCGACCAGCAGGGGCCGUUGCUGAAUGGUUGGAGUUGGACACUUUCCUCGAAGCUCUGGCCGCCUUUAUUCGAACAGAUCGAACGAAAUCGAGGGAACAUCAUCUAUCCAAGGGAGACAAUAACAUCGACACACGUGAGGCGGACUGUGGAUGGGUACGUCGAUAUCCGGUCCGCAUCCAUUCCAAUGUUCGAUGUUGGAAGGCUCUCGGGGAGGAUUCUCUGGACAUAGCUCGCCUGUCCAAAGACGUCGUCGUCUGCAGACCCAUCGGUCAACCCUUUCGAAAAAGGUGGCGCAGGGACUGCGCUUGGGUCCACGAAUAUGACCAGCAGACCUCCGAUGCUGACGGGGUUCUUUCGGGGAAACUGGUGGGGGAAGUACUGGUCGUGGUGGAAGUGAUGGACCUAGCCCGCAGAGAUUUCAGACAAAGACCGACUCACCUGCAGGGUGUUUUCAUGGAGAUAUUUAAGUAUCGACACAAUGGACAAGUUCAGGAAUGUCAUGGCAUGGUGGAAGUAGAAAGGGCGCAGCCAUCAACAGCGCGGAAUCCAAGAACCCUCGGAAAACGACGAUUCUAUAGCCUCGCAAGCAUCGAGAGAAGUGCACAUGUCGUGCCCGCGUCGGUGAAAGGCAAGGAAUUUUAUUACAUCAACAGCUUUAUCGACUUUGAUCAAUACAAUAGUAUCUACGAUCCGGACUUCCUAAACAAGAGCUACAGAGCAGCAAAGGAGAUCAAUACACGCUACACUACAAGACAAUAG